Messenger RNA from Microcebus murinus (gray mouse lemur), 1105 nucleotides. RefSeq names its product CGRP receptor component (gene CRCP). Gene Ontology annotation, molecular function: nucleotide binding. The record is from RefSeq and is a predicted model, not a curated record. Lineage: Eukaryota; Metazoa; Chordata; Mammalia; Primates; Cheirogaleidae. Gene Ontology annotation, biological process: transcription initiation at RNA polymerase III promoter. Gene Ontology annotation, cellular component: RNA polymerase III complex.
GCAUUCCCGGCGUGCACCGCGGCGCGCGGAGCUGGCGACCGGGCGGUGGGAGCGGACGUCUGGGGCUUCGCUGGCGGCUGGGAUCGUCAAGGCGGGGACGACAUGGAAGUGAAGGAUGCCAAUUCUGCGCUGCUUAGUAACUACGAGGUGUUCCAGUUACUAACUGACCUAAAAGAGCAGCGUAAAGAAAGUGGAAAGAAUAAACACAGUUCUGGGCAGCAGAACUUGAAUACUAUCACCUAUGAAACAUUAAAAUACAUAUCAAAAACACCAUGCAGGCACCAGAGUCCUGAGAUUGUCAGAGAAUUUCUCACAGCAAUGAAAAGCCACAAAUUGACCAAAGCUGAAAAGCUUCAGCUGUUGAAUCACAGGCCCAUGACUGCUGUUGAGAUCCAGCUGAUGGUAGAAGAGAGUGAAGAACGGCUCACAGAGGAGCAGAUCGAAGCUCUUCUCCACACUGUCACAAGCAUUCUGCCCGCGGGGCCGGAGGCUGAGCAAAAGAAAAAUAUCAACAAUGACGUGGCCAUGGAUGAAGAGGACCCGGCAUAGAGGAGUGCAGAGCUGGCCCAGGCAUUCGUGAAGACCAAAGGCCCAGCAGCCAUUUCCUGCACGUUGAGAGGAUUGUUUAUUUGAUUUUUAGCCUCUAUCCCAACAGGCCCAAUUUCAUGGUUAGUUGGGUAAAUCCCAAAAAUAAGCCUUUCUCAAAAACAAGCUGAAAAGAAAUAUUUAUGCCUCAGGGAAAAGAAACAUGGUGAAGACAGGUGAAGGUUGUCAGGGCAGAGAGCUAAAGAGCAGAAGACAAUGACUGUGGACCCUCUGUGGUAGAAAUAUUUCCUCCAUGGCCUUUGCCACAGUUACAGUGAGGUCUCUGUACACAGCGGGUAAAAUGCUUGAGUUUCCUUUGAAAGGCUGUGUCCUAAUUAGUUUCAUCUGCUUCCCUAGGAACUUCCCAGGCAGAGGCUCAGAGCUGUUGGGAUGAGAGCUGAAUUAUGAGAACCUGGUUAGAUGACCGAAAACUCCCAGAGCAGCAAAUAGUUGCUCUAGGUUACAAUGAGCCACUGGUGUUGCCUUAUCUUGCCUUAUCUUAGAGGAAUUUCCUCGAGAA